Messenger RNA from Mus pahari (shrew mouse), 1485 nucleotides. Its product is annotated as guanylate-binding protein 1-like. Bases 1 to 1485 code for a protein of 494 amino acids. NCBI's taxonomy places the organism in Eukaryota, Metazoa, Chordata, Mammalia, Rodentia, Muridae. The record is from RefSeq and is a predicted model, not a curated record. The transcript has 8 exons. Gene Ontology annotation, molecular function: GTPase activity; GTP binding.
AUGGACACGUCCCCAAAUAUACACAUGUCCCAGCCCAUAUGCCUCAUUGAGAAUGUAAAAGGACAACUGAGAACCAAUCAGAAGGCCCUGGAGAUCCUGUCAGCCAUCACUCAGCCUGUGGUGGUGGUGGCGAUCGUGGGCCUCUACCGCACAGGAAAAUCCUACCUGAUGAACAAGCUGGCUGGGAAGAGAACAGGAUUCUCUCUGGGUUCCACUGUGCAGGCUCAUACAAAAGGAAUCUGGAUGUGGUGUGUGCCUCAUCCCCACAAGACAGACCACACACUUGUUCUGCUUGACACCGAGGGCCUGGGCGAUGUGGAGAAAGGUGACAAGCAGAGUGACUGCUGGAUCUUUGCCUUGGCUAUUCUUCUAAGCAGCACCUUUGUCUACAACAGCAUGGGAGCCAUCAAUCAGCAGGCCAUGGACCAGCUGCACUAUGUGACAGAGCUCACAGAUAGGAUCCGAGCAAGAUCCUCCCUUGACCAGGACGAUGGGGUGGAAGACUCAGCUGAAUUUGUGAGCUUCUUCCCUGACUUCAUGUGGACUCUGAGGGAUAUGACCUUGAAGAUGGAAGUAGAUGGACUCCCAGUCACAGCAGAUCAAUACCUGGAGAUUUCUCUGAAGCUCAAGGAAGGUUCCUGCAGAGAAGUUGAAAAAUACAACCUACCCCGACUCUGUAUCCGUAAGUUUUUUCCAAAGAAGAAAUGUUUUGUCUUCUAUCCACCCACUGAGUGGAAAAAGCUUUCCCAGCUGGAGACAAUACAAGAAAAUGAGAUCGAUUCUGAGUUUUUGCAGCAAGUAGCAGAAUUCUGUUUAUACAUCUUUAAGGAGUGCAAAGCCAAAACUCUUCCAGGAGGAGUCAUUGUCAAUGGCCCACGACUAGAAACCCUGGUGCUGACCUAUGUUACUGCUAUCAACAGCGGGGAUCUCCCCUGCAUGGAGAAUGCAGUCCUGGUUCUGGCACAGAUAGAGAACUCAGAAGCAUUGCAAAAAGCCAUCAGCCACUAUGACCAACAGAUGAGUGAGAGGGUGCAGCUGCCCACAGAGACCCUCCAGGAGCUACUGGACCUGCACAGGACCUGUGAGAGAGAGGCCAUAGAAAUCUUCCUCAGGACUUCCUUUAAAGAUGAAGACCAUUCAUUUCAAAUGAAAUUAGGGUCUCAGUUAGAAGAAAGGUGGAAUGACUUGUGUAAACAGAAUACAGAAGUGUCAUCAAACCAUUGCUGGACAUUGCUUCAGGAUAUCUUCAAACCUCUUGAAGAAGGUGUGAAGCAAGGCACUUAUACUAAGCCAGGAGGUUACUAUCUCCUUGUUCAGGAGAUAGGGAGGCUGAAGGAAAAGUACCAUGAGCAGCCAAAGAAGGGAUUACAGGCUGAAGAGGUUCUGCAAAAAUAUUUACAAUCCAAGGAGGCUAUUUCUAAUGCAAUUUUACAGACAGAUCAGAGUCUGACAGAAAAAGAAAAGGAGAUUGAAGGUAAGAAAUGA